Messenger RNA from Aspergillus versicolor CBS 583.65, 1169 nucleotides. RefSeq names its product U2-type spliceosomal complex subunit CWC21 (gene cwc21). The record is from RefSeq and is a predicted model, not a curated record. The transcript has a single exon. The coding region runs from base 124 to 714 and encodes 196 amino acids. NCBI's taxonomy places the organism in Eukaryota, Fungi, Ascomycota, Eurotiomycetes, Eurotiales, Aspergillaceae.
CGGAACCUCCGAUCCUACAACCCCUCCACUGACCCUGGGCUCCAAAGCUGCCAGAUAAGAGAAACGAAAACCGGGGGAAAAAAAAAGGAAAGCGAGAAAAGGUCCAAGAAAAGAAAUCGUCCAAUGUCCUCGAACGUCGGCCUCUCCACCCCGCGCGGUAGCGGAACAUCGGGCUACGUCCAGAAAAACCACGCCUUCCUGCGCCCCCGAAACUUCGGCUCGGGAGCUCCAUACCCACCACCCUCAGGUGGGCCUGAGGGCGGUUCAGGGUUCAAGCAGCGUCAGCCGGAUCAAGCGAUUUUGGAACAUGAACAGAAGCGGGAGAUUGAAGUGAAGGUACUUGAGGAGCGGGAGCGGUUAGAAGAUGCGAAUGAGCGUAUUGAGGAGGGAAAGGGCGAAGAGGGCGAAAAGACGCUCAGUGAAGAGGAGAUUGAUGAGAUAUGUGAGGAGUUGAGGGAGAGGUUGGUGAAGGAAAUGGAGCAGAGGAGGGAGAGUGGGCGCGGGGAGAGAGAUGGGAAGGGGAGGAGGGAUGGUAAGAGGGGCUUCAAGGCUUAUCAGGUUCACGAGCUUGCGGAGGCGAAGAUUGCUGAGAGUGAGCGGCUGAGGAGGGCCUUGGGAAUUAAGGAAGAUGCUAGCGGUGAGCCUGUGAGCGCGAGGGGGGAGAUUGAAAGGAGGAGGGAGAAGGAAAGAGAAAGGGAGAGGGACAGAGACUAGUUGGGGUUUCCUCCUAUCUGUUGUACUGCUCUUCUCUCUUUUAAACUGAUAGCUUUGCAUGCUGGGCGUUGGGUUUUUAUUGUAUGCAUGAGUGGAUAAGGUAUUUAGGGUCUGGAUAUGAUUAUGGCUUGGUUAUCUUUGCAAUAUUCAUGCAUUGCUUUAUCUUCGUAUAUAUCGGGGUAUUAUUCUAUGUAGUAAACUUUUCAAUAAUCCAACCCUGCUUCAAAUCCUUCCUUUGGAUGACCUUCUUUGCUGGUAACGGCCAUCCUGUACUUCCCACUUCGCCUACCAACGACGGGAUCACAAAGCACGCUCGUCGCUCAGGCACGCCAUCCAACUGCUCGAUCUUUCCAAUCGGCUUGCCGUAUUCGAUAAGCGGCGUACCGUGAGCUAAUGCCGACAGUUGAAGCCCACUGGGUGUGACUAGUGGGUACAUCCUGAUCUUGGGAGCAUCU